This is a messenger RNA of Aureobasidium subglaciale EXF-2481, 1317 nucleotides long. RefSeq lists its product as uncharacterized. The record is from RefSeq and is a predicted model, not a curated record. Lineage: Eukaryota; Fungi; Ascomycota; Dothideomycetes; Dothideales; Saccotheciaceae. The transcript has a single exon. Bases 1 to 1317 code for a protein of 438 amino acids.
AUGAGUCAAGACCGUUCAAACCUCGGCUACUGCGAUACCUAUGAUGUUGGCAUGGCCUACACCAGCCCAAUAAACAACGAAGGCCUGCAGAUUGGUCAGCCUGUCCACUCUCCUCCGCAAACCCGGUCUUCGAUGCCUGUCAGCCUCGCGGCAGUCUCUCCUACUAGAUCACAGUGGACCGGACAAUACUAUCCUCGUCAUGAAGGAUGGUGCGAGCGCGAUCUGUUGUCAUCGAGCGACAUUGUAUCAGAGACAAGCGUCUUUGACGACAGUGCCACACCCAGUCUGCACCGAUCAGACUCGGGCGACUUUUCCGAGGUUUGGGAACAAGAGCCUCCCUCGGUACCCUUCUCACCAUCUCAUGGGUUGCUUGACAACAUCGGAAGUGGCUUUCCCUUUCAACUUCCUCCAUAUGUCGCCGUCAGCCCAGAUGGUACCAUCCAACAGUAUGCGUCCAUGUUCAGCGAAUUAGAGAUUACUGAUUCUCUUCCAUCACCUACUGUGCUUGAUGCGCCUUCGCGUGCAGAUGUUUGUUGUUCGUCUUUCUCGGACUCCAGGAUCAAUACCCAGCAAUCAUGCAUUCAACAGCCUCAUGAACAAUCUCUUCCGGGUAGAUCCAGAAAAGUACGACAGGCCAAAGAACCCGAGGAUUGCCUUUCAAGGAGACCGGCACGUGCAAACAGCAGCAAGGCACGUCUGUUCUGUGAAGCCUGCCGUGAUAGCAAGGACUACUCUCGCGGGUUUCGUGGUGAGCAUGAGCUUGCUCGUCACUACGCGCAAAAACACACCAAGCACAAGAAGGUGUGGAAGUGCUUUGAUCUCAGUCCAGAUCGUCUGAUGCGUAAUUGUGAGAGGUGCAAGACUGGUCAUCAGUACGGCACCAGUUAUGGUGGCGCCGAACACUUCAGACGGAAGCAUACUGGACUGUUUGGCAAGGACAUGAUGGAGCUGUUGCGAGGCAAGAAUCAGCGCUGGGCUUUAAGCAGUAACCGUCUGAUUGAGGAAGGAUGGCUUCGUCAGGUGUUUGUUCCAGGUGAUGGUGAACCAUACCUGGAGCAAGAAGAGCAUGUUGCAGCCGUCAUGCACACGCCUCUGUCUUUCAAUAGCAGUCCUCAGGAGAUAAGUCUCGAUGGUGGAAUGUGUAUGCCGCAUUUGCAGACCUUCCAUCAGCCGCAGGUGCCGAUGAAUGAUGCCAACUUGGCUUGGGCUCAGCAUCCGCAUCAGCUUCAGCCUUACAACCAUCAGUAUCUGCGCCAAGGUCAGCAGCAGCAGCAGCAGCAUCACCACCAGCAACAAUGGCAUACAGAUAUGCCUUGA